This is a messenger RNA of Paramecium octaurelia, 746 nucleotides long. Lineage: Eukaryota; Ciliophora; Oligohymenophorea; Peniculida; Parameciidae. The record is from the annotation of a GenBank genome assembly.
UUUUAUUUGCUUUAAUAAUUAUAACAAGAUGUACUCAUAUGCCCCAUUAGGUGUCUCUUAUGCUUCUCCCUUAGCAACUUCAAUAGCAAGACCAUUGCCAGGUUAGAAAUGAUUCAAAUAACCUUUAGUUGGAUAUGCUGCUCCAGUGUCUUAUGCCGCUCCAAUUUCCUAUGCUGCUCCAAUCUCAUACGCCCCACCAGUUUCCUAUGCAGCACCUCAAUAUUCACCAAUAAGAGGAGAAUCUAGAGUUGAAUAUGUGCCAUAUCAAAAACCUGUUGUUGAAUUGGAAGAGGAAGUCAGAACUGUUUAGGUAUGUAGAUAGCAAAAAACAUUAGGUACCAAGAUAGAAAUGGGUUACAGAUUAUUACCCUGUUGAAUAUCAAAAGGAAUACGUGCCAUAAGUAUCUUAUGAGAAAUAAAUCGAUUACGUUCCUGUUGAGAAGAAUGUCCCAAGAGUCGAUUAUUUAGAAUAUGAAAGAGAGGUAUUUGUUUUAAUCAAUAAAUUUAAUAGGUCAGAAGAGCCCCUCCUGCUCAAGUAUCCUAUGCAUCACCUCUUUCUUACAGCUACGUAGCUCCAGUGGCUCCUGUUAGAACAAGUGUUGUUGCACCAACCUAUGGUUAUGGUUAUGGUUAUGCUCCAGCCUACAGCUAUGCAGCUCCAACAUUCGGCUAUGGUUCAGUUUACAGAUAUUGAUUUUACAAUCGUAUAUCAAUUUUAUGCAAUUUUAAAUAAAAAAUAACAAUAA